AUGAAAGGUUUCUCGAGUGCGCGUUCGGACUACUUCACUGGCUACGUGGCGGUUGCCGCCAUCGUGGGUCCGGAUGGUGCCAAAACAUCCCUCGAAGGUUGCGUGGCAAAUAUGGUUGUGUUGUCGGAUGGAAAGAACGCGGCGCAAGUUCUUGCGAUCGCGCCUCCGUCUGAGUUCGAAAAGGCCGCCCUUCAGUCAGACAGCUACGACUGGGUGGAAAGGUGGAGACGAGUACGAAUCUACCAUGCGCCCGAUGAGUCCCAGGAGUUCGCCAAGGCCUCAAGGCGAGUUGAGCGCGUCCUUGCCCGCAUUCUGAAGCAGCAUACGGCACACGCGGACCCGUCCGUUGCUGAGUCCGUAUUCGAAGAAGCGUUGGUCAAGAAACGUGUGCCGGAUAAGUGCGGCGACGGAGACGUCAAGUUAGAAAUCGCGGAUGUGAAUGCAUUAGACGCGGAUGAACUGGAGCACCUGUUGGCGCAGGUCCCAAAUGAGUGGAAGCCAAUAAUCAAGGCUUCGGGGCCGAAGAACUAUGUUGUUGAGGUCGAAGGUCAGUACAUUCACGAAGAUACCAGAAGCUGGUGGCUAACACCAGCAUUUGCCAAAGGUGUGGGUGUGUUUGGUCUUGGAGUUGUAAGCGGUGUGGGAUUGGCGGCGUUGUGCUCCUACUUGAACGGAUCCCAGGAUGGCUGCUCCAGUGCCCGUGUUUCAGGGCCAGAGUACACGUACAACCCUACUCCGUCCGAUGGUGCAAUAUACACGGAUACUCCGUCCGAUGCUGCAACCCAUAGCCCUACUCCGUUGGACGCUACGAUAUACCACGACGCUACGAGAUACCACUCUACUUUGUCCGACGUUACAACGCCUAUCGUGCUCGUCAAGAACGCUUCCGAGUGCGUCAGUUCCGGUGUUGAUAAGAGUGGCGCAGGGCCUAUCAAGCCCCCGUUCGAUGGAGCAUCAAUGAUUUCAGCACAGCAGUUAGCUUUGCUGAAGGAGGGAUCGUGUAGCGAGACAUUCGCUGAUCUCAAGGCACCACUGAUAGAAGCAACUAUGAACGGCUGGGAGCAGCUCGACUGGUCCGAUUGUUCUGACGGCGGAGGCUGGGUCGUUUGUACAGAUGACCGGAGCUCGAUAUCGGAGUGCUACAGCUUUGGUUAUCCGUACAGGUUCGAUUUCCCCACCGUCUGGGAAGCAGUCGUCCAUCGCCUGAAACCCUCCAAAUGCUCCUUCCGCUGCUUCGAAGAGAAUACGGGAUAUCGUAAAUUUUUCCAGCGCGGAUGGGUGCUAACAGAGUCUAUUGGCGAAGACCCCUUACGGAGCAGUGAAGAACACAUACACGACGUAGGGCUGGCAUAUCCCGGACUAGGCUUCUAUGGACAGAGCGGCUGUAGUCAAAAGUACCAAGACCACUGUGAGCCGCGCAUUUCAGGGGCAGAUUGUUAUUGCCCUGAGGCGACAUUCGAGGCCUAUGUCACUACCCCAUCGGGCAAGUCAAUUCGAUGGGGAAAGAUCAAUCACGUCAAUACCUACGCGGAAGAUCUGCUACGCUAUUAUACCGCAUUUAAGAGACGAGGGUACAAAGUGACACAGUGCGAUUUUCAAUGCAGGAGAUUACAAACGAAAAGUUUUGACGAUGCUUUACGUGACAUUAAGUUCGAAUUUUACCAUGGGCCCCAUGCCACGGAGCCGCCCAUGAAUAGAUCACGUUACCUCGAUAGUCUCUUCUUGUAG
This is a messenger RNA of Gregarina niphandrodes, 1728 nucleotides long. RefSeq lists its product as hypothetical. The coding region runs from base 1 to 1728 and encodes 575 amino acids. Lineage: Eukaryota; Apicomplexa; Conoidasida; Eugregarinorida; Gregarinidae. The record is from RefSeq and is a predicted model, not a curated record. The transcript has a single exon.